Messenger RNA from Morchella importuna, 789 nucleotides. RefSeq lists its product as uncharacterized. The transcript has 2 exons. The record is from RefSeq and is a predicted model, not a curated record. Gene Ontology annotation, cellular component: SNARE complex; endoplasmic reticulum. Gene Ontology annotation, molecular function: SNAP receptor activity. Gene Ontology annotation, biological process: retrograde vesicle-mediated transport, Golgi to endoplasmic reticulum. Lineage: Eukaryota; Fungi; Ascomycota; Pezizomycetes; Pezizales; Morchellaceae. The coding region runs from base 1 to 789 and encodes 262 amino acids.
AUGGACACCCACGUCACCGCCACAAACCUCACCCGCCUGCUCUCCCGCCUGGACUCCAAGCUCACCACCACCACAGCCAGCACACCCCCCACAUCCCUCGAGCGCACCAAGAUAGCCUCCAACCUCGAAUACGCCCGCCAGCUCCUCCUCACACUCGAAAAGUCCGCGCCCACAAUCCGCAACCACUCCCAGCGCCAAACCCUGCUCACCAAGCUCGGCGAGCAAAAAGCGCUCAUCCGCCGCCUGAACGAGACUGUACAACUCCUCGCCCACGACGCCCCCUCCUCCGACGCCGACUCCGACUCUGGCGCCGACUCGGACGCAGAGGAUGAUGAGCCCCCCGUGUACACCGAGCAGUCCCCCGCCCUCCACGACGCCACCGAAAAAGAAGGCCUGCGCAACCGCUUCCCCAGCCAAAAGGACCAGCGCGCCACCCUCUUCAACGGCGCCUCGGAGGAGGAAGCAGACCCCGAGAAGGCGCUCGACCUGCACCGUGCAGAGCAGGAGGCGCUGACAACCGACAUGCUGACGCUCGCGCAGCAGCUCAAGGCCAACAGCAUCCGCUUCGGGCAGGAGCUGCAGAAGGAGAAGGGCCUGCUGGACCUGGCGGCCGAGGGGCUGGAUAAGAAUGUGCUCGGCAUCGAGGGCACGGGACGUAAGAUGAAUAGCCUACGGAGGGACGAGAAUGUCGGCUGGUUGUGGGGCAUAUUGUAUCCGGUUAUUAUUGCGGCGUUGAUGUUUUUGGUGUUGAUUGUGUUGUUGGUGGCGCCGAAGUUGAGGUGGUGGUAG